AUGUCCGAUAUGCUCGACGACAUCAUCGCACAGAACUUCCUUAACUUGAACCUGAAUGAAGAUUUUCCCCCAACUCAAAACAAGCACCGUCUGAAUCGCUCGGCCUCUUUCUUCUCUCCCCCCUCCCCCCCUGCAGCGACCUGUCAUAGUCUAAGCUCAGGGGACCUUCAUAAUGAAGACAGCAACGAAAUAUGGUCGAACAUCUGGAGGCAGGUACCGAUCUCCAAACCCAAACAGCCACCUUUCAGGCCAGACCGCUCCAUGAGCCUGACUGACAGCAGCAGCUUGUUGGCCACACUCAAGAGGCUGGAAGGUUUUUCCUCAGGGCCCACCACGACAGUGGCUCCUCCGCCUGGCUUUGCUCCAUCAGCGAAUCUCCAACCUCAAAGCCCGCUUAUGCUUGCCUCAAACCGUUACAAGACUGAACUGUGCCGUGGCUUCCAAGAAACCGGCAGCUGCAAAUAUGGCAACAAAUGCCAGUUUGCGCAUGGGGAGGCUGAGCUGCGUGGAUUGUACCGUCACCCCAAGUACAAAACUGAGCCAUGCAGAACCUUCUACAACUUUGGCUACUGCCCCUACGGCUCACGUUGCCAUUUCAUCCAUGAGGAAAAGCUUGGUGGUGGCCCGGCCAAACUUCAACACCAGGCACUCAGCACGUCAUCCAGCACCCAGAAUCCUCGACACCAGCUUCGCCAAAGUUUGAGUUUUGCUGGUUUUCUGCACUCUCGUAGCUCACCUCCGCCUCUAUUCCCCUCUUCACUCAAUGAUCCCAAUCUGGCCUUCAGCCGCGCCCCUUCUGUAUCCCCACCUCCUGCUGAUCUUCUCUCUCCAGUUUUUAGCGAAUCUUUUCAAUGUGAAACUUCAGCAUUCCAGUUUGAAUCCCAACUGACCCGUGCCAGUGCUGGGGACAUCCAUAACAUUCCUCUGAUCAUGGAACCAAAGGCCUCACGCUGUGUGUGCGGCCAUGGGAAUAACGACAGAGUCUUUCCCAACAGGGAGGACCUGCUCCCACCUCCAGGAGCUUUGGGGAAACCUGCAGGUCUCCAGCGUUUCUCCUCUGAAGACUCCCUGGAGGACAGCUACAGUAGCAGCAGUGGAGGCUCUUGUGGAUCUGAGUCUCCAACCUUUGAUGGAUCUUCCGCCAAGAGGCUCAAUGUCUUUGAGCGCUUGUCCCUGUCAGAAUGA
Knipowitschia caucasica is the source of this 1185-nucleotide messenger RNA. NCBI's taxonomy places the organism in Eukaryota, Metazoa, Chordata, Actinopteri, Gobiiformes, Gobiidae. The record is from the annotation of a GenBank genome assembly.